GGUAUAUUUUCCAUCUUGAUACCGCUGGAAACUAGCGUCAUCCAGCCUACAUAUUCCUGAUUACUAAAUAUUGAAAAAAUAAAAGACUAAAAACCGGCUGGUUUUUCACGAGCGGAGGUUAACAUACCUUACGGAAAGGAAGAUGGUGGCCAAACAGAGGAUUCGCAUGGCGAACGAGAAACACAGCAAGAACAUCACGCAGAGAGGGAACGUGGCCAAGACGCUGCGACCACAGGAAGAAAAAUAUCCAGUGGGCCCCUGGCUGCUUGCUCUCUUUGUAUUUGUUGUGUGUGGAUCAGCCAUAUUUCAGAUCAUCCAGAGUAUACGUAUGGGAAUGUGAUCGAGGAAACACCUCAACUACCUUCAUGCCCUCACUGAGCCUGCCGAGGGUACACUUCAAAAGCCCACUCACCUCCUUCAAAAGGUCCCAAAGACAGCCGACGGGCCUGUAAAUUCACCGCCGCCUCCCCUCAUACACCUUUGCAGUGUUGCAGUCUGUGGUGCUGACCGCUUUUCUAUGGACAGUCUGAAACCACGCCGGCUGUGUCUUGUUACUCAUAUACUAUAUGUGUGAACGUUUGCACAUGUAAGUGCGUUCAACUGCAAACGUGUGAGACUGUUUAUGCACGCAUACGUUCCUGCAUACUGCCAUAAAUGCCUGUUUCAGUGUUCAUUUGUCUUGUGUCAGAAGACUUUUUAUUCUAAUAAAUGUUGAUUGAGAAUCAAACAG
Messenger RNA from Corythoichthys intestinalis (scribbled pipefish), 730 nucleotides. RefSeq names its product stress-associated endoplasmic reticulum protein 2. NCBI's taxonomy places the organism in Eukaryota, Metazoa, Chordata, Actinopteri, Syngnathiformes, Syngnathidae. Gene Ontology annotation, cellular component: endoplasmic reticulum. The transcript has 3 exons. The coding region runs from base 143 to 340 and encodes 65 amino acids. The record is from RefSeq and is a predicted model, not a curated record. Gene Ontology annotation, biological process: endoplasmic reticulum unfolded protein response.